GGUCAGAACCGUAUGGAACAUUCUGGGUUGAUAAAGACCAUGACGUAAGGUUUGUGCCGAUAAAAGUUCCUAUAAAAGGAAUCGGAUUCGGCAGAACUUUCCUUCCGAACAAGAUGCUGAGUUUGGUCUUCUCUGUUCUGCUGCUCUCAGGAGCCUAUGGAUGUGGGGUUCCCACUUACGCUCCAUCUGCCCGAGUGGUGAAUGGUGAAAACGCCAAACCCUACAGUUGGCCUUGGCAGGUCUCUCUGCAGUUCCUGGAAGAUGGGGUAUUUUUACACAAUUGUGGGGGAACCCUUAUCGCCGACAGAUGGAUUCUGACUGCCGCCCACUGUAUCAACUUCUCCUGGACCAAUCGGGUCGUGGUUGGAGAUUAUGACUUAGCCAAUGAGGAAGGAGCAGAGCAGAUCUUCCUUAUUCCAUCUGAGGACAUGUUUGUGCACCAAUCAUGGAAAUAUAAUUGUAUCCCUUGUGGGAAUGACAUUGCCCUUAUCCGAUUGUCCCGCCCUGUGCAGAUAAGUGAUAAGGUUCAACUGAGCUGCCUCCCCCCCGCCGGGGAACUGCUCCCCAACAAUUUCUCCUGCUAUGCCAGUGGCUGGGGGCGACUUUACACUGGGGGGCCCAUUCCUGAUAUCCUGCAGCAGGCGCUGCUCCCGGUGGUGGAUCAUAAUCACUGCACCCAGAGAGACUGGUGGGGCACCAAAGUGAAACGCAGCAUGGUGUGCGCCGGAGGGGACAUUCGCUCUGUCUGCAACGGUGACUCUGGGGGACCCCUCAACUGCCAGGGGGCCGAUGGCCGGUGGUACGUACAUGGGGUGGCCAGCUUUGUGCAUGGCUACGGGUGCAACACCCUCAAGAAGCCCAGUGUGUUCACUCGCGUGUCGGCCUUUAACUCUUGGAUCCAGCAAACCAUCAGUGAGAAUUCCGUAAGUGGAUUCCAGUAGAUCCUUCCCGGGAAUCUGGGCGGAGUCAUCUCUUCUAUUGGUCCUUGUACUGAUUCUCCGGAACACAGAUCCAAUAAAUCCUCAGCAAUUCAUAAGA
Xenopus tropicalis (tropical clawed frog) is the source of this 1038-nucleotide messenger RNA. RefSeq names its product proproteinase E. Bases 114 to 941 code for a protein of 275 amino acids. Lineage: Eukaryota; Metazoa; Chordata; Amphibia; Anura; Pipidae. The record is from RefSeq and is a predicted model, not a curated record. Gene Ontology annotation, molecular function: serine-type peptidase activity; serine-type endopeptidase activity; endopeptidase activity. Gene Ontology annotation, biological process: proteolysis. Gene Ontology annotation, cellular component: extracellular region. The transcript has 8 exons.